This is a messenger RNA of Nothobranchius furzeri (turquoise killifish), 4059 nucleotides long. RefSeq names its product transmembrane protein 65 (gene tmem65). The record is from RefSeq and is a predicted model, not a curated record. Gene Ontology annotation, biological process: regulation of cardiac conduction; cardiac ventricle development. Lineage: Eukaryota; Metazoa; Chordata; Actinopteri; Cyprinodontiformes; Nothobranchiidae. Gene Ontology annotation, cellular component: mitochondrion.
UCUCUCGGCGGACUUGGUUGUUCAGCUGUGUUUGGUUGUAGCUUCAACUUCAUGUGCCCAACUCCGGAGCGUCGAGUGUCAGAAGAUCAUGAGACCGUUUCGGACAGCACGGGAAGAUAAGAUGUUCGACUGCUUGGAGUUCGAGCCACGUUUUACAUAGAGAGGCUUAGAAAGUCGUCAACUCAUGCUUCAUUGACGUCGAAUUAUAGUACUAGGACCGACCAGCGACCAACUUUCAGCCCGAGUGCCAGCCUCGUUGGAGCAGAGAGGCGGCGGCGCACCUCCGUUCGAAGGAGACUCAAGUAAACCAGGUUUUACAUGUUAUAAACGGACUUUAUUAUUUAUUACGGCACGAUGCUUAGGGCUUGCCUACAAAGAGCUCUCCGAGCCGGUGCGCAGAAGUUACCGUCGGGACCAAGGGAAUCUCCGGUGGCGGCGGUAACAACCCAGAGGCAGCCGGGGACAGGGCAACACGCGCCGGGUUGCUGGAUGGGAACACAUGCGAGGAACGAGCCCCUGGAGCCGCUAAACUCACCCACAAGGGCCAAAGAGUUUAUUUAUCGCCUUCACCCGAAGGAGAGGAAAUGUUUACUCACGGAGCUGCAGAGUUUCGAGUCCAGAGCCAUCGCUCAAGAGACGCUGGAGCCAACCCCACCCACUGCAGCCCAGAUCAGAUAUGUGCUAUUCCACAAUGCUAUUCCUUUUGUUGGAUUUGGUUUUCUGGACAACGCCAUCAUGAUCGCAGCAGGAACACAGAUUGAGCUCUCCAUUGGAGUCACUCUGGGAAUCUCCACCAUGGCUGCUGCGGCUCUGGGGAAUUUGGUUUCAGAUCUGGCGGGUCUCGGUCUUGCAGGUUACGUAGAGGUUCUGGCUACCAAACUAGGGAUGCAGGUUCCAGAUCUGACACCUAAACAAGUGGACAUGUGGCAGACCAGGCUCAGCUCUCACAUGGGUAAGGCGAUUGGCGUGUCCAUCGGCUGCAUCCUGGGGAUGUUUCCUCUGCUUUUCCUCAACAGUGACGAUGAGGAUGAGGAAGCACAGCCCGGCAGUGACACGGCAUCCUAACAAGCCACUACAUCCCUCUCAUCUCAAACUGCUCAAGUCAACAUUACAGAAAAGUAUUCACCCAUGGCAGCUCCUCUGUCACCCCGCUCAGGCGGCUUCCACACCUAGACCUUUCUAAGCCUUUAACACAGCUUUGGUUUCAACACAAAGGACUUGAAUCGCUCCGUCUAUCGAUUCUCUCCAGUUGCAAAGGUUGUACUUUUAUUUUUAUCCAAGAAAAAUGGCUGUUUAAUCUCGUCACUCCUGCUGUUUAUUGAUUUCUCCGUCGAGUCCUGAGUGAGCGAUGCUGACAGUUCUUGGUCGAGUUUGUUUUUCUGUAGUUGUUAGAUGAAAAACUCUUGUUAUUUUUUUGCUUGAAUAUUAAAAGCAAAGCACUAAAAUGUAGUUAGGAGUCACCUGGACUUAGCAGCUAAACUCUUCAGCAAACCCCUGAACCAAGUUAGAUUUGUCACUACUUUUAUCUUUCGGUUUUAGUACCAAGUGUAGACCUGGGACGAGAUGAGUUAGCAGUCUAGGUCUAACUUUAACGUUUUAGGAUUUUCCUCUUUCUUUCAGACAUGGCAGCCUGUAUUUGUUACCAGAGCUAGCAAGCGUGCCCCUAUAAACACUUAAUAGAUAUCUAUGCAGCUGCUGAACAUUUCUCCUUUGCACUUUAGUGGUUGGUUAAAAAAAACUGGUGUUUCCUGAAGAACCAGGUCUUUGGUGAAGGAGACUGAUUUACAUAAUGUCAUUAAAAAAACUAAAAUACUCUUUAUUUAAAUAAAAACGGCUAAAUGUACAGGUGGGAACGGAAGGGCAGCUUCUGUGAUGUUCCUCUAGUCCCAGAACGACAGAAAGGAGGAGAAAUCUCAUAAGCACCUGUGGAAGAAGACAGGAUCUCCUGCUAAAAUCAGACAUUUUAGUGGUGGACUGUUGCCCUUAGUUCCUCUUCACUCUGGUGUUAUUUGCAAAACAAGUCCAAGUAAGUUAUUCCACACGGAUCUGUUGUUCCAGACAGAAACUGUGUUAUAACACUUCCUUAUUUAAUGCUAAAGAUAUACGAUCAGUCUCCAGUUUAAUGGAACGUCCGACCUUCGUGAAGCACAGACGUCUCGUGGAAGCCGCCUGAGUAGCUUUAAAGAUAGAAAACACUCACCUGUACCUGAUUCCAUUCUCUACUGAUCCUUCUGGCUGCAGGAACUGAGCGCUUCCAACAGCAUCUGGUGUGUUUUCUAACGCAGCGUCAGAAGCAGAAGGUGCACUUUUUACUUCUGUUGAUCAGAUGGGUCGACUCGUGAUGCUUUCUACUCUUAUUUAAAGGAAAAGCACAUUAGAUGAUGAAUUAUCCUUUAGCACUAACUUUAUAUAUUUAACGACUUCAUCUCAAACACUAUUUACUCACGGGACACCUGUGAUGUCAUCACUUUAAAAGUGAAUCAGAGCAUCCUUAAACUUCCUAGAAAUGAAACGGGAAAAGCCUCGUCUGCUACCUCCAGGAUUAUUGUUGCUGUUUUAAUGCAUGAAGGCCUGAUGUAGCUAUAAAGUCAGUGAAUCUUUAUCAGUUUGGUUUUAAUUGGAUGCUUAAGCAUCCUUUGAUGUUUUGCGUGGCUUGAAAUAAGGAAGGAGGCGUUCAGUGGCCGUGCACACAAGUUACAAACUGAAGUUGUUUCCAGUUUAGGCUUUUUAAUUUUCAUGGUUCUAAAUCUGCUUGUUUCACACUUUCGUCCCACCAUCUGUGUUCAUUGUUAUUACUGUUUUUGUUUGUGUUAUCACACAUGAAGCUCCAGAUGGUUGCGAUGAUGUAGUCAGAAACAUUUAUGCAAAGAAAAGAAGCGUGUCUGUCUUGGUGUCUCACACAUCAGCACACCUGUGAGGGGUCUAUUAGCACUCAAAUUCAUCAGCAGAUGGAAAUAGGACAUCUCCCAGAAUGCAACUUUCUGGCAAUGAAUAAAAAGCAUUUUUCCCACGACAUCUUUAUCCAUAAACCAGUUAAAUGUGAAGGAUUACCAGUAGAACUGAUUUAUGCAAAUAUAUGAAAGUGGUGAAAAAUGCGAAUAGAAGGUUUGAUGUCUAAUGGAUCCUGAGCUGUGUGUUUAGUCUGAAUGAGACGAAACCAACAAGUAUUAUUACAAAUCUUUAUCUUAUAAAAUACCAAGAAUCAUGCCUCUGUGCUAAACUAUAGCAGAACAAUGUCAUUUCAAAAGCAGAAAGCAGGAUUUUAAUGUGCGGUUAAACAAAUAACCAUUAUUAAUGUUUUAGAUCAUAAAUGAGUCCAACAGGAACUACUGCUGGUUGUCUGAUCAUGUGAUCUGAUCUGUAGCGGUGAUGAAUUCUGUCGACUGCUCAGGCCAAAAGCUGACGCAAGAACCGUGGCAUUGAUUAUGUCAUCCAGGGCGUUUCUGCUGUACUUGCACAUCAGAGGUUUGAGGGAAAUGAUGAAUCUAGGAUUAAACUACAAGAUCCAAGCUGUUGGUCUCAGAAUAUUUUAACCUCACACUUUAUGUUGGAAGUAGAGCAGACAUCCACAGGAAUGAUGCUGCUUUUAUUGAACAGGUUGUAUCUUUGUGGUGGUCGGCGCUCAUCUUUUAAAACUGAAAGACUCGAAGGGCUGAAAGGAAAGUUUGAGUGUGAACGUAACUCCCGAAGGAAUUAAAAUGUUUGGAUUAACUGGAAACCUGGAGGAAAAUCAGCUGUUUUCUUCCCUGAAGGAGAAUGAACAAUGUACUUUCGGUUUGGAUCAUGUGGUUAUUUGGCAAUAAGUAGUUAAUAAAGUAGUUUUCUGUUUGUCAGCAUGAACAACCUGAUCUGUUUUCUUUGAGGAUGAAUAAAAUUUAGUUUACAGCAAGAAAAAACUUUAAGCAAAUGAAAUGGAAUUUGUCAGCCUUCUCCUCGUGGCGUUGUGCUGCCACCUUGUGGACAGUCAGAUCCAGCACUUGUAUGUUUGAACAAAAAUCCUGUCUGUUUGCAUUUUGCUGAAUUGUGACAUGAAGUGAUAUAAUAAAUAUGGAACGUUUA